AUGGCUAACAGCUCCUCCUUGCACUCCCUUAAGUAUUUCUACAUCUCCGCCUCAGACCCCAGUCAAGGUCUGCCCCACUUUGUCGUUUGGGGCUAUGUGGACAGUCAGCUCUUCACUCUCUACGACAGCAGCAGCAGGAUGUUCCAGCCCAGAGCCUCCUGGAUGGAGAAAGCGGAGAAGGACUAUUGGGACACCCAGAGCCAGAUCGGGCAUGUCACGGAGGACGUCUACAGAGCAGCCCUGGAGACUCUGAGGAGUCGCCACAAUCAGAGCAAAGUGCUGGUAUCUGUUGUGGGCUAUUAA
This is a messenger RNA of Thamnophis sirtalis, 303 nucleotides long. The record is from RefSeq and is a predicted model, not a curated record. NCBI's taxonomy places the organism in Eukaryota, Metazoa, Chordata, Lepidosauria, Squamata, Natricidae.